This is a messenger RNA of Pyricularia pennisetigena, 612 nucleotides long. RefSeq lists its product as uncharacterized. The coding region runs from base 1 to 612 and encodes 203 amino acids. Lineage: Eukaryota; Fungi; Ascomycota; Sordariomycetes; Magnaporthales; Pyriculariaceae. The transcript has a single exon. The record is from RefSeq and is a predicted model, not a curated record.
AUGCACGGGCAGCAGUAUCAUUACGGCGGUGGCGCCCACGCGGCGACUGGCUACGGCGGUGGUGCCCACUCGCAAUCCGGCCACGGCGGUCUAGACUCGCAUUACGGCGGCCCGUACGUAGAGUAUGACUACGAAGGGCACUCGGGCUCUGGACACGGCGGCGGCCUGGCGGGCUUCGAAUCGCCGCCUCGCCAUGCUCAUUCGCACAACGGUCCGUCCGGGCACCCGCACGCCCGGGCGGGGUAUUCAGGCGCGAGCUCGCAGCAGGAGUCGUGGCAGCGUCCCCAGGGAGGGUACUUUUGGGAGCCCGGCGCGCCUCCGGCGUACGGAGGACAUAGACCCCAGCAGGGUCAGGGGAUAUUGUCUGCCCUCGUGGAGGGCGGCACAUCGAUCUGGAGGACUACGGCACAGCUGGUUUCGGAAGCGUCGCAAAAUUACCAGCAGUAUCAGCGGCCGCAGGGGUCGGGGUCCUACAGGCAGUCCGCACCAAGUCACGGGAUGCACAGUUCCCCGAGCCAAAACCAGUUCCCGGCCUGGGCUUACGCAAGUGUACCCGGCGAAGGACCGCCCGGAAGAAUCGUGAGUCCAAGUGAACUGAAUCAACGCUGGUAG